AUGCCGACGGAACUAGAGGAGCUUGUCGAAUUCCUGCAUCAUGGCAACACUCAAAUCAGACAAGUUGCGUGUGAACACUUGGUUGGUCUUUCGGAUGAUGCGACGGUAUUCAAGCAGCAGCAACUGGCCGCAGUCCGAGACCUGAAGCUUCUUGUGAAGGACUACCCUCCCAUCGCCAAGAAUGCUCUCACGAUCUUGAUCAAUAUCAGCCACGACGCCGAAGUCCUUGAGAAUCUCGCCACAGAUGAUUCGUUCCUCGAGACAUUGUUGAACAAGAUCACAAACCCGAAAGAGGAGGCCGCAAAUGAGAUUGCAAUGCUAUUGGCGAAUCUCGCCAAGUCAGAGCGCCUGGAAAGGCUGAUUAAGCUGAAAAGAGCGACUCCGGUGGCGACCGUGUCGACAUCUCCGUACGCGCUCGAUCAGCUGUUCGAUUGCUUUGUGAAAGGAGCCGAAGGAAAGCUCAACAAACACGCGAACUUCGACUACCUUGCUUACUUCCUGGCGGAUAUGUCGAAAUACAAAGCUGGAAGAGACCAUUUCUUGGGCAAGAGAGACUAUGAUGAAGUAGUGCCCAUCAGCAAGUUGACCGUUUUCACCGAGCAUAAGAGUCACAUCCGGCGAAGUGGUGUGGCCAGCACCAUCAAGAACGUCGCGUUUGAGGUCGAUAAGCACCCCUUGCUACUUGCGGAUGACACUGAGUUUAUCGAUGGUGUUCCAGGCGUCAACAUAUUGCCGUACAUCCUGCUACCAUUGGCGGGAUCAGAAGAAUACCCUGAGGAGGAAUCUGCGAACAUGCUUCCGGAUUUGCAACUCUUGCCCCCAGACAAAACGAGAGAAGAGGAUAAUGAAAUUCUUGUCACUCAUUUGGAAACACUGUUGCUUCUUACCACGACAAGGGAAGGGAGGGACAGGCUGAGGCAGGUCCAGGUAUAUCCCUUGACCAGGGAAACACACAUGCAGGUCCAGGACGAAGGUGUGAAAGAGGCAUGCGAUCGCUUAGUACAGAUUCUCAUGAGGGAGGAGGAGGAGAAACGUCCAGAGAUCGAAGAGGUGGACGAUGACGAGAAGAUAGAAGAGAUAUUCUGA
Messenger RNA from Cladophialophora yegresii CBS 114405, 1086 nucleotides. RefSeq lists its product as uncharacterized. The coding region runs from base 1 to 1086 and encodes 361 amino acids. NCBI's taxonomy places the organism in Eukaryota, Fungi, Ascomycota, Eurotiomycetes, Chaetothyriales, Herpotrichiellaceae. The transcript has 5 exons. The record is from RefSeq and is a predicted model, not a curated record.